Dothidotthia symphoricarpi CBS 119687 is the source of this 1518-nucleotide messenger RNA. Its product is annotated as arrestin. The record is from RefSeq and is a predicted model, not a curated record. Bases 1 to 1518 code for a protein of 505 amino acids. NCBI's taxonomy places the organism in Eukaryota, Fungi, Ascomycota, Dothideomycetes, Pleosporales, Dothidotthiaceae. The transcript has 2 exons.
AUGCAAUCCGUUAGCAAUCACAUAGGAUGCAAGGUUCGCCACUUUGGCAGCCAUGGCCCGAACAUUGAGAUCAAUCUUGCAGAGACAGACGGACCGCGCCGUACCUGGACCACUAGCUAUUCAACUAUGGACACCAUCGCAGGAACCGUCGAUAUCACGUCAACUCAAAGCAUAAGAUUUGAAGACAUCGAUGUGGCAUUCAUAGGCACAAGUCAGGUCUUUGUCGACAGGCUCAGCAACACACCUUCAGUGACAGGCCGGACAGAAGCCACACAUCGCUUUCUGGCGCUUAGACAACCUUUUAAAGAAUCAGACUUCCCUUCCCCAAGGGUCUUUGAAGCAGGAAAGACCUACAAAUUCCCCUUUACGUUUACCAUCCCAGCACAGCUCCUCCCGAAGGCAUGCCCACACGAUGUUGUCUCGGAUCACGUCCGUGAUUGCCACUUGAUGCCACCGCCGAGUCUAGGCGAUCCAGAUCUUGCUGGGUUUGGAGGCUCACUACUCGACGACUUUGCUCCCGAGAUGUCAAAGAUCACGUACGGUAUCAAAGUCAGAAUAGCUCAUCAACGAGGCGCAGACAAUACAAUAUCAAUCCUGGGCGAAAAACUGAAGAAAAUUCGUGUAAAACCUGCAUUCGAGGAGCAGCCACCGCUCAACAUUGAUGGUAUCGAUGAGUACCGGUCACGGCAAGAGAAGGUUGUCAGAAAGGGCCUGUUCAAGGGGAAACUAGGGACAUUGACUGCACAAACUAUGCAACCAAAGGCUCUCAGAGUCCCAGGGGCACGCACAUGUGACAACGAACCAAUUACCACGAUGGCUAAAUUGGUCCUCCGCUUCGAUCCUCUAGAGGAGUCGUAUGCGCCACCCAACCUAGGCUCCUUGACACCUAAGCUCAAAGUCUCAACACACUAUGCUUCAGCUCCAAGGCAAAGUCUUCCAUCAAGAGACUCCCUCGCUUAUGAUCUUACACAAGGUGUAUACUCUGAGAGUAUCGCUCUAUCCAACCUUUGCAUUGCCUCAGCACACUGGGAAAAACACUCAUAUGCAUCCAACCCCAUCACAUCAAGUCCCUUCCGCCGUGAUUCUGGCAUUUCAGACUGCUCUACAGCCAGUAUUUCCGAACCAGCCUUCGCAAGCGGUAUUCUCCACCCCUCAAAAGCCUACAAACAAGGCGCUUUCUACUCGGCACAAAUCCUUAUUCCCAUCACAAUCCCCGUAACCGCGAACCUUAUUCCCACGUUCCAUACAUGCAUUAUCUCACGCACCUAUACUCUUUCGUUGCGGUUUUCCCCGUGUACGGGCUCAAACAUACACUUGAAAGUACCGUUUCAGGUUUGUGCCGCAGGAAGUGAUACUGGCAUUCGAAACGCACGAACAAGGAGCGUGGAGGAGACAGAGCUUAGGGAGGCGGGGGAUCUAUCUACAUUGAGAAGUGGUGGGAGAGCGAGUGAGAUCAAUGAGUCGCUACCGGAAUAUGCUGCUGUCGCGUCGGCCGCGGGGAGAUACAUUGCUAGAUGA